ACGGCCCUGAUCAAAACCAACCACCCCAACCCUCACCUAUAUAAAUCCUCAAUCCCUAACCAUCCGUCUCUUCUCAAAACCCUAGACUCGAUCACAGAGGCACGAUGAAGUUCAACCCAAGGGUGUCCAGCUCCCGCCGCAAGAGCCGCCGGGCCCACUUCACCGCCCCGUCCAGCGUCCGCCGCGUCCUGAUGAGCGCCCCCCUCUCGGCCGACCUCCGGUCCAAGUACAACGUCCGCUCGAUGCCGAUCCGCAAGGACGACGAGGUCCUCGUCGUCCGUGGGACCUACAAGGGACGGGACGGCAAGGUGGUCCAGGUCUACAGGCGCAAGUGGGUGAUCCACGUGGAGCGGAUCACGAGGGAGAAGGUCAACGGCUCCACCGUCAACGUCGGCAUCAACCCCUCCAAGGUUGUGAUCACGAAGCUGAAGCUGGACAAGGACCGGAAGGCGCUGCUCGACCGCAAGGCCGCCGACAAGGCGAAGGGGAAGUUCUCGGCCGAGGAGGUCGCCGCCGCCGCCGCUGGAGGAGCCGCUUCGCUCCAGGAGAUCGAUUGAAGAAAAAGCUGAGUCUUUUAUCUAGUUAUUGAAUUUGAGGGGUUUUGUUCCGUACUUUUUAGGUGUCUAAUGGCGAUGAUACUGGUAGCACUCGCCGAUGAAUGUUUUUUCAAGACUUGAGAGAGUUUGGUGAAGGUACUUUUUUUGAAUCUAGUUUGUGUUAUUAUGAGUAGUGUGAAGACCCCAUUUUUAUA
Messenger RNA from Asparagus officinalis (garden asparagus), 751 nucleotides. RefSeq names its product 60S ribosomal protein L26-2-like. Gene Ontology annotation, molecular function: structural constituent of ribosome; RNA binding. Gene Ontology annotation, biological process: ribosomal large subunit biogenesis; cytoplasmic translation. Lineage: Eukaryota; Viridiplantae; Streptophyta; Magnoliopsida; Asparagales; Asparagaceae. Bases 105 to 557 code for a protein of 150 amino acids. The record is from RefSeq and is a predicted model, not a curated record. Gene Ontology annotation, cellular component: ribosome; cytosolic large ribosomal subunit. The transcript has 3 exons.